AUGGCUUCGGUGGACUCAGCGCGUUCAGGGCUACCCACCGUGGAAGAGCACGAGAUCAUACACGACGACCACGUUGACGAGGACGAGGAGCACGAUGAGGACGCUGCGGCGGAGAUGGAUCCCGCCGCAAGGGCAUACCUGGAACACCAGCGCAAGGUUGACGAGUUCUUGUCCCCGCUGUCCCUAGACGAAGCUGUCCUAUACAAACUGGCCCGUCGACUGUCGAACGUAUACCGGAAGCUAGCUUUAGAAUCAGACCAGCAAUUCCUCCCCACCCCGGUCUCCAAGCUACCGAGCGGCAUGGAGACUGGCCGUUACCUAGCUAUUGAUGUUGGCGGGAGUAAUCUGCGAGUUGCUUUUAUUGAGCUACUCGGCGAUACAGCGGAUCCUGAUAUGGCUCGCACAUCCGCAUCGGAGAGGCCGCUCAAGAAGGCGCAGACGCAGCGGGUGAAGAGGACACUUGAGAAAGCAUGGCCGAUUCAGGAACACUUGAAAAUGGACAAGGCGGAGGAUCUUUUUGCGUGGAUCGGAGACUGCAUUGCAGAAGUAGUGGCCGAAAGCUUGACUUCCGAUGUGACGAAAGGUGCAGUUCCUGAAGAGCUGGAGAUGGGUAUCACCUUCAGUUUCCCGAUGAUGCAAGAAUCCCUUGCGGAGGCCACACUCAUGCCGAUGGGCAAGGGCUUCGCCAUUACUUCGGAUCUCAACCUUCGAAAGAUACUGCUUGCUGGCUACGAGAAGCAUACGAGACGUCCAGAUGACGAGGAACAACCAUCGGCAAAGCGCCGGAAACUCUUCGCCUUGCCGAAAUUGAAGAUAUCUGCCAUCACCAACGAUACAGUAGCGACGCUCGCAUCACUCGCGUACGCCGUGAAAUCUUUACCCAACAGCCGCGUCGCCAUGGGUAUCAUCGUGGGCACGGGUUGCAAUGCCACGAUACCGAUGAAACUCAGCGCCCUGCAUGAAGACAAAGUAAAGCAUGUGAGGAGAAGCGAUCCAGAUACGUCAGAAAUCAUUGUCAACACCGAAUGGACAAUAUCUGGUGUAUUACCUCCUUUCAAGGAGCUUGGCAUUGUAACUAACUGGGACACUGAGCUGGAUGCGAACAGUGCACGUCCAGGAUUUCAGCCCUUUGAGUAUAUGACGGGAGGUAGGUACAUUGGCGAACUGAUUCGGCUCAUUUUCAUGGACUUCCUGAUCAACAUCACCGGGGCGUCUAAGGAUGCGCUACCUGCAAAUCUAACCACACAAGACGCCUUGACGACAUCAUAUGUAUCCGACAAUGUUGCGCGUGCCCGCUCAGACGACGAACUCGCAGCUGAGCUGACCCGUUCUUUACCUCCAGCAAGUGAUACGUGGAAGUGGGACGCUACCUCUGCGGGUGUCUUGCGAAAGGUUGCCAGGGCUGUACAAAGACGAUCUGCAGGACUGAUAGCGGCUGCAGUUGUCGGUCUAUUAGCAUGCGCGGAGGAGAUAGAGUUAAAGUUGGACAGCCAACAAGGCUCACCACGAGAGUCGCACGCUGCUUCGCCCGUGCAUGACAGCAUCACGAGUCUAUCUCCUCAGCUCAAACCUGCAGCCUCGGCUUUGAAUGGAGUUCGGGGCCCGAUCGUCCCUAUUAUAUCGCCUACACCUUCAGACUGGCAGUCUGGCCCGGAAGAGCUUGUCGUUGCCUGUACAGGGGGUAUAAUCCAGCACUACCCCAACUUCAAAGAAAUGUGCCAGCAAACCAUCGACCGGCUAAUUAUGCGCACCGGUCCUCAAAAAAGCGGAAAGUCGGUCUUUUUGCGUGAAGCAUCGGACGGCGGCGUUAUUGGCGCUGGUGUUCUCGCAGGGAUGAUAGGGAAUCGUUGA
Aspergillus mulundensis is the source of this 1851-nucleotide messenger RNA. RefSeq names its product hexokinase family protein. The record is from RefSeq and is a predicted model, not a curated record. Gene Ontology annotation, molecular function: fructokinase activity; D-glucose binding; glucokinase activity. Lineage: Eukaryota; Fungi; Ascomycota; Eurotiomycetes; Eurotiales; Aspergillaceae. The coding region runs from base 1 to 1851 and encodes 616 amino acids. Gene Ontology annotation, cellular component: cytosol; mitochondrion. Gene Ontology annotation, biological process: glycolytic process; glucose 6-phosphate metabolic process; intracellular glucose homeostasis. The transcript has 2 exons.